Messenger RNA from Nelumbo nucifera (sacred lotus), 1124 nucleotides. Lineage: Eukaryota; Viridiplantae; Streptophyta; Magnoliopsida; Proteales; Nelumbonaceae. The record is from RefSeq and is a predicted model, not a curated record.
AGUGCAGGAAUAGGUGUUGUAAAUGCCGCAAGGAAUACUAUGGCAAGGAUGCUAGGAAAUAACACCUCUGCUUUCGAAAGUGCAAGGAGUCAAUUCUGGGUGGUUGAUGCUAUGGGGCUAAUUACAGAGGAGCGAGCAAAUAUCGAUCCAAAUGCUCUGCCAUUUGCAAGAAAGAUGAAAGAAGUUGGUCACCAAGGAUUAAGGGAAGGGGCAAGCUUGGUUGAAGUGGUUCGACAAGUAAAGCCUGAUGUUCUUCUUGGCUUAUCUGCAGUUGGGGGAUUGUUUUCCAAAGAGGUUUUAGAGGCUCUCAAGGAUUCAACAUCAACUAGACCAGCUAUUUUUGCAAUGUCAAACCCUACCAAAAAUGCUGAAUGCACCCCUGAAGAGGCAUUUUCCUAUGUGGGUGACCAUAUCAUAUUUGCUAGUGGAAGCCCAUUCAAAAAUGUUGAUCUUGGAAGUGGUAAAGUUGGGCAGUGCAAUCAGGGAAACAACAUGUACCUCUUCCCAGGGAUAGGGCUUGGUACUCUUUUAUCGGGCUCUCGUGUGAUCUCAGAUGGCAUGCUGCAAGCUGCUGCAGAAUGUCUGGCUGCAUAUAUGAAAGAAGAGGAGGUUCUCAAUGGAAUAAUAUAUCCAUCAAUAUCAAGCAUUCGUGAUAUAACGAAAGAGGUAGCUGCAGCAGUGGUUAAAGAAGCUAUAAAAGAGGAUCUGGCAGAGGGAUACCGUGAUAUGGACUCCCGAGAGCUUCGAAAACUAAAUCAGGAGGAAAUCGUAACUUUUGUGAAGAACAACAUGUGGAACCCAGAAUACCCAACCUUGGUAUACAACAGGGAUUAAACUAACCCCAGCCAUCCGUAAGCAUUUCCAUCAAGCAGGAGGCAGGAAAAGUUUAGUUACAUAUAUUGCCCUCAAGUUCUUGUAGAGAAGUACAAUAUUUAUUCAGUGUCAAAUUUUUAAUUUGGCACUUUCUUAAAUUGUAGUUGCUAUGCCUAUCAUGGAUUUUGUAGGAGGUUGUAAUUGAGAAGAAGGUUCUUAAGUUUUCUUUUCUUAUUUAUAUAUAAUAAAUUAUCAAACCACCUAUUUUCAGAUAAAAUGAAAUCGUGGAUAAAAGAGAUCUACGAGGCCAA